AUGUCUCUGUCUAUGUGUCCUAUCUGGUAUAAUGUCUCUGUCUAUGUGUCCUAUCUGUUGUCUCUGAUGAGCAAGCUGACCGGGCAGAGCUCUCUCCUCAGUGAGCUGUGGGUCAUUACCAUUAAGAUUGGAUCCUUCUUCAUCGGGGAGCACAACAUGCAGGUCAGAGAGGAGACCGAGCACGACCACUCUGUUGCUGAGCAUCACAUGCACCCGCGAUACGACGCAAAGACAAGCCAGUACAACCACGACAUAGCCCUGCUGAAGCUCCUCAUGCCCGCAGUCCUCUCUGACUACAGCCUCCCCAUCUGCCUGGGGCCCAAGGACUUCACUGAGACGGUGCUGAGAGAGGCCUCCAGCUCAGUGGUCAGCGGCUGGGGCAGGAUGCGCUUCCAGGGCCCUGAAGCCUCCAUUCUGCAGAAGGUGGAGGUGCCCUAUGUGGACCGGACAGAGUGCAAGGGCAGCAGCGCAGAACAGGUGUCCCGCUUCAUGUUCUGUGCUGGUUACCACAGCGAGCAAAAGGAUUCAUGCAACGGGGACAGUGGCGGUCCACAUGCCACCCGGUACCGGGACACCUGGUUCCUGACGGGCAUUGUGAGCUGGGGCGAGGAGUGCGCCAAGGAGGGGAAGUAUGGCAUCUACACUCGUGUGUCACGCUACUUUCGAUGGAUCUCCAAUGUCACUGGUUUUGGAGGCAUUGGUUUCUAUUCUGAGACUGAUGUCUGAGAGGCCAAAAUCA
This is a messenger RNA of Coregonus clupeaformis (lake whitefish), 739 nucleotides long. Its product is annotated as coagulation factor IX-like. Gene Ontology annotation, molecular function: serine-type endopeptidase activity. The coding region runs from base 1 to 726 and encodes 241 amino acids. The record is from RefSeq and is a predicted model, not a curated record. NCBI's taxonomy places the organism in Eukaryota, Metazoa, Chordata, Actinopteri, Salmoniformes, Salmonidae. Gene Ontology annotation, biological process: proteolysis. The transcript has 3 exons.